GAUUGAUAAAAUCACAGAAGCUCAGAAGAAGUACAAAUCUCUGAAUUUUCUUUUUGUUGAAAGUUUUGCUGGGUUUUGCUGAGUUCUAGUCAGAGUUUGUGAGUUAACAGGAAAUGGAGGACGGAAGUAGAUCAAGAAGGAAGUAGAUCACUCUGCUUUAUGGCUUCACGAUAAAACAGAGUGAAGCUCAGACUGACACAAGAGAAACUCAUCAUAGAUGGACUAUCAUCACACAGGAAGAAAACAAUUAUUAACAAAUGAUAAUUUGUUAACCAAAAGAACGGUUUGUUACAAGACAGAGGGUUAUAAAACAUGAGCUCAUCACUCAUAACAGAAGAUAAGAAAGUGGUGGAGUCAAAGCUGAUGUUUGCUCUUACAUAAGACCAGGUUUACAGGGCACAUCUCUCUCAAAAACAAAGCAAAGAUCUUGCUUCCUCUCUUUUGUUGAAGAGCAUACCAAAGAAAAAUCAACUUGCUAUGAAUAGCUAUUCAUGAAGCUUCCUGAUGAAGCUUUGUUCAUCAGGAAACAUGAACAAAGCUUCAUGUUUCCUGAUGAGAACCUAUUAGAGAGCUCUGAUGACUCCAACAUUAAGAUGCUAGAUUGUUUUAAUACUAUUAUUUCUUUUUAGGGCUUGAAAUGGCCGAAGUCUGAAAUGCCUUACCCAUGUUCUUUCCAGUUCAGUUACCAUUCAGGCUUUUAUUCAUACCCAGUUAAAAACAGGUUAUUGCAGCAAAUGUGUUUAAUUGCAUCUGGUUUUUAGGUAAAUUGCAGAGGUAAAAGGUAAGAAGGUGAUUACAAUUAUUUCUAGCUGGAACCUGUCAACCUCACACAGCAGCUCAUACUCCGUCUCCAUCAGAGAGGUGACGUUCCACAACCUGAGAACCAGCUUCUGUAGCGGAGUAUCAGACCGCCAAAGUCCGUUCCAAGGCCACCAUUAAACAUUAGACAUGUUUGAAGAGCAUACCAAAGAAAUGCUCUUAUUUGGCAUGCUCAGUUAAACAGUUGUUUAAGUGGCCAACUGUGCCACUUAAACAACUUGCCUUGCAGGAAGAAGGUCCUGGGUUUGAUUCCCGGCCCGGAGUCUUUCUGCAUGGAGUUUGCAUGUUCUCCUUUUGCUUGCGUGGAUUCUCUCUGGGUACUCCGGCUUCCUUCCACAGUUGAAAAACAUGUCUGUCAGGUUGAUUGGUUUCUCUAAAUUCUCCUUAAGUGUGUGUGUGCAUGGUUGUUUGUCCGUCUGUCUCUGGGUUGUCUUGCGAUGGACUGGUAACCUGUCCAGGGUGACCCCCCCUCGCGCCUGUUGAGAGCUGGAGAUAAGCACCAGCAACCCUCACCAUCCCACUAGGGAUAAGAAUGGAAGAUGGAUGGAUGGAUAGCUGUGAGAAAAACAGAAGGAUCUUCAAUAUGUGCAGGAAUACAAACCACAACAAGAUGACAUCAAGUACCUCCGAGUCCUGCUUUAUGGACCUGUUGGAGCUGGGAAGUCCAGUUUCAUCAACUCUGUCAGUAACGUCAUUCGAGGUCGGAUGACGAUUCCUGCUUUGGCCAGCGCGAUGACGUCUGAUCAAAGUUUCACCAGAAAGUAUGAGACUCAUAAGUUCAUAAAGGGACGAGGAAGCUCAAAGACAUUUUAUCCUCUGGUCUUCAACGACAUCAUGGGACUGGAAGAUGGAACCGACAGAGGAGUUCAUGCUGACGACAUCAAACUGGCUUUGGAAGGUCAUGUGAGGGAAGGUCACAAGUUCAACCCAGUUGCUCCAAUAUCUCAACAUGACCCAGGCUACAACCCAACCCCCUCUGCUGACGACAAAGUUCAUGUCCUGGUCUGUGUGAUGUCUGCCAACACUCCUCAGAUGAAUUCAUCAGUUCUGGAGAAGAUGAAGAGUGUCAGAGAAACAGCCAGUGAUCUGGGAAUUCCUCAGAUGGCCAUGAUGACCCACAUCGAUGAAGCCUGUGGUGAAAUUGAGAAAGACUUGAGGAAUGUCUACAAGAGCAAGUACCUGAAAAAAAAGAUGAAAGACUUCAGUGCAACAGUGGGAAUCCCCAUGAACUGCAUCUUCCCUGUGAAGAACUACAGUGAAGAAAUCGACUUGAACGAUGAUGUUGACAUUCUGAUCUUGAGCGCUCUGAAGAUUAUGAUCAACUUUGGGGAUGAUUUCAUUGAGAAGAUUUAAACUGAGAUUUAAAACAAAUAAUAUUGAGGGGGAGUUCAGUUACAUCCAAUAUACCAAAUAUGUACACUUACAGCUUCAUACCGUUAUACUAGGUAAAUUUUGGAAUCCAGUUUUGGACUCAAGUAGUAAAAGGAACACAUUUAGUAGAAUUUGCUUUAAAUCAGAACUAAAAAAUAUAUUGUGUAAUGCGGUGGUGUUAGAUUUUUUUAUUUUCUUAAACAUUUAAUCUGUUCUUUUUCUAUAUUAAAGACUUUUAUGAACAUUUGGGUUACGCAUUUGGGUUGUAUGCUUUUAUGUGACUUUCCUUUAUCUUUUUGAUUCAUCAGUUGUUUUUCAGCUCUGUUUUUCAUGUACUUGUAAAGUACAUUGUCAGUUGAAAUGUUUACAUGCAUUAUGUGUACAAAGGUGGUGCCCAAAUAAACAUUUUCUUUUCAAUAAAACUU
Molecule: messenger RNA, 2615 nt
Organism: Gambusia affinis (western mosquitofish)
Lineage: Eukaryota; Metazoa; Chordata; Actinopteri; Cyprinodontiformes; Poeciliidae
Product: interferon-induced protein 44-like
Exons: 6
Coding region: 1525-2172 (215 amino acids)
Source: RefSeq, a predicted model, not a curated record